Molecule: messenger RNA, 5747 nt
Organism: Pseudophryne corroboree (corroboree frog)
Lineage: Eukaryota; Metazoa; Chordata; Amphibia; Anura; Myobatrachidae
Gene: ZSWIM6
Product: zinc finger SWIM-type containing 6
Exons: 14
Coding region: 392-3892 (1166 amino acids)
Cellular component (GO): Cul2-RING ubiquitin ligase complex
Molecular function (GO): zinc ion binding
Source: RefSeq, a predicted model, not a curated record
CCACUCUCCCGUCAGCAGCCGCGCCGCCCCCGGUCACGUCCGACUUCAAAAGGCGAUAGAAGAGAACUUCAAAGUGCAGCCCGACCUCUCCUUACCCCAACCCCUCCCACUCCCGUUCUCCUGUGUCCCAGACCUUCGCCAGCCUCACUCCCGCUACCUUAUGUUUCCGAUAGGGGAUGAUUUGCAUAGACACGCCUAUAUGUGUGAGGUCACGAUAUUUACUCAUUCUCAGUUCUCAGUCUCUGGCUGGCCGAGUCCGGGCUGAGUGGGCGUGGUCACAGUGACAAGUGGGCGUUUGGCAUGGGGCGUGUACCGACUGCUGUCGAUUGGACUCCUCCCCCGGUUUAUAACGCACGGCCACUUCCGCUGGCGGCUCAGAAGCGGUGCGAUCAUGGCGGAGCGCGGUCAGCAGCCACCCGCUAAGCGGCUCUGCUGCAGACCAGGCUUCGGCUCGGCUUGCAGGCCGGGUCAGCGGGCAGGCGGAGCCCCGUGCGGGGCCGGCGGUUCGGCCCAUGGCCUGUCAGGGAAGACCCAGAACCCGGAGUCCCUGCUGGACAUCGCGGCCCGCAAGGUGGCGGAGAAGUGGCCCUUCCAGCGGGUGGAGGAGCGCUUCGAGAGGAUCCCGGAGCCCGUGCAACGCCGCAUUGUCUACUGGUCCUUCCCCCGGAGCGAGAGGGAGAUCUGCAUGUACUCGUCCUUUAACACGGGAGGGGAGGACGGGGCUGCUACGGGCGGGGUGACGGCCGCAGGGGUGACGGCCGGGGGCGCGGCAGGGGCGGCCACCGUAGCGGCCACAGCGGCUGUGGCGGCGGUGGCCGCAGCAGUGUCAGCUGGGGAGAGCAGCGACGAGAACCGGCUCCCCUUCCGCCGGGGCAUCGCUCUGCUGGAGGGCGGCUGCGUGGACAAUGUCCUGCAAGUGGGUUUCCAUUUAAGUGGCACAGUGACGGAGCCUGCAAUGCAGUCCGAGCCAGAAUCCGUUUGCAAUGUAGCUAUCAGCUUUGACCGUUGCAAGAUUACCUCAGUGACCUGCAGCUGUGGGAACAAGGACAUCUUCUACUGCGCACACGUGGUGGCGCUAUCUUUAUACCGCAUCCGCAAGCCCGAUCAGGUCAAGCUGCAUCUUCCUAUUUCAGAGACCCUCUUUCAAAUGAACAGGGACCAGCUGCAGAAAUUUGUACAGUAUUUGAUUACCGUUCACCACACUGAGGUCUUGCCGACCGCUCAGAAACUAGCAGAUGAAAUUCUGUCACAGAACUCUGAAAUCAAUCAAGUUCAUGGUGCUCCAGACCCAACAGCCGGCGCCAGCAUAGACGAUGAGAACUGCUGGCAUUUGGACGAAGAGCAGGUCCAGGAACAGGUCAAGUUGUUCCUCUCACAGGGUGGCUACCAUGGUUCUGGAAAGCAACUCAACCUGCUUUUUGCCAAGGUGCGAGAGAUGUUAAAAAUGAGGGACUCCAAUGGAGCACGCAUGUUGACGUUAAUAACUGAGCAGUUCAUGGCUGAUCCUCGCCUUUCAGUAUGGAGGCAACAAGGCACUGCGAUGACGGACAAGUACAGGCAGCUCUGGGAUGAACUAGGUGCUCUAUGGAUGUGCAUAGUCCUAAAUCCACACUGCAAGCCUGAGCAGAAAGUCAGUUGGCUGAAACAGCUGAAGAAAUGGAACAGCGUGGAUGUCUGUCCCUGGGAAGAUGGAAACCACGGGAAUGAGCUCCCGAACUUAACCAAUGCCUUGCCUCAAGCUGGGAACGCCAGUCAGGAUUCAUCACAUAGGCCUCAUCGAACAGUGUUCACACGAGCCAUCGAGGCGUGCGAUCUCCACUGGCAAGAUAGCCACUUACAGCACAUUAUCAGCAGCGACCUUUAUACCAACUACUGUUACCAUGACGACGCUGAGAACUCGCUCUUCGACUCCCGUGGGUGGCCACUCUGGCAUGAGCAUGUCCCUACAGCGUGUGCGCGGGUGGACGCACUGAGGUCACACGGCUACCCACGUGAAGCCCUCAGACUAGCAAUAGCCAUUGUCAACACUCUGAGAAGACAGCAGCAGAAAAGAAUGGAUGUGUUCCGGAUACAGAAGAAAGAACUGCUUCAUAAAGGCAUGACCUCCAUUACCAAUCUGGAAGGCUGGGUGGGGCAUCCUCUGGAUCCGAUCGGUACUCUAUUUAGCAGCCUGACUGAGGCGUGCAGAGUGGAUGACGAAGGAUUCCAUGGAUUUCCAGAUUUCACAGAUGGCUUUGGACAUUGCAGAUCUCUGGAAUACCAGCACCUGUCUCCCCACAAGUUCCUAGAGGAAGGGGAGUCCUACUUAACGCUGGCCGUGGAGGUGGCGCUGAUAGGACUGGGGCAGCAGAGGAUAAUGCCAGAUGGCUUGUAUGCACAGGAGAAGGUCUGCCGGAACGAGGAGCAGCUCAUUUCUAAACUGCAGGAAAUUGAGUUGGAUGAUACGCUGGUGAAAAUCUUCAGAAAACAAGCAGUCUUCCUGUUAGAGGCUGGGCCGUACAGUGGUUUGGGUGAAAUCAUCCAUCGAGAGAGUAUUCCAAUGCACACAUUUGCCAAGUAUCUCUUCACCUCCCUCCUACCUCACGAUGCUGAACUGGCAUACAAGAUUGCACUCCGAGCAAUGAGGUUGCUGGUGUUGGAAUCCACAGCUCCCACUGGGGACAUGUCCCGCCCACACCACAUUGCCUCCGUAGUUCCUAACCGUUAUCCCCGUUGGUUCACCCUGAGUCAUAUUGAGUCGCAACAGUGUGAGCUAGCAUCAACAAUGCUGACUGCAGCCAAAGGUGAUGUUAGGAGACUGGAAACAGUGUUAGAAUCCAUCCAGAAAAACAUUCACUCCUCAUCGCACAUAUUUAAACUUGCACAAGAUGCAUUUAAAAUAGCAACGUUAAUGGACAGCUUACCAGAUAUAACACUUCUGAAAGUAUCGUUGGAGCUGGGCCUUCAGGUAAUGCGUAUGACCUUAUCCACUUUAAACUGGCGUCGUCGGGAAAUGGUCCGAUGGCUGGUAACAUGUGCGACUGAAGUAGGAGUUUAUGCACUGGACAGCAUCAUGCAGAGCUGGUUCACACUCUUCACUCCAACAGAGGCCACUAGCAUUGUUGCUACAACAGUGAUGUCCAACAGCACCAUUGUCCGUUUGCAUCUAGACUGUCAUCAGCAGGAAAAGCUGGCCGGCAGUGCUAGGACGCUUGCGCUACAGUGUGCCAUGAAGGACCCCCAAAACUGUGCCCUGUCAGCACUUACUUUAUGUGAAAAGGAUCACAUAGCUUUUGAGACUGCUUACCAAAUUGUCCUGGAUGCUGCUACGACUGGCAUGAGCUACACACAGCUUUUUACGAUAGCACGGUACAUGGAGCACCGUGGUUAUCCCAUGAGGGCAUACAAACUGGCCACCUUGGCCAUGACGCAUCUUAACCUGAGUUACAACCAGGAUACACACCCUGCCAUUAAUGACGUUUUGUGGGCAUGUGCGCUCAGCCACUCUCUUGGGAAGAAUGAACUAGCAGCAAUUAUACCUCUUGUGGUCACAAGUGUCAAAUGUGCAACAGUACUUUCAGACAUUCUACGCAGGUGCACUUUGACCACUCCUGGGAUGGUGGGACUUCAUGGGCGGAGGAACUCUGGCAAGCUCAUGUCACUGGACAAAUCCCCUUUGAGACAGCUCUUGGAUGCCACAAUUGGGGCCUACAUAAACACAACGCAUUCACGGCUCACACACAUCAGCCCUCGACACUACAGUGAAUUUAUAGAGUUUCUUAGCAAGGCCCGAGAGACCUUCUUAAUGGCUCACGAUGGACACAUUCAGUUUACACAGUUCAUUGACAACCUAAAACAAAUCUACAAAGGGAAAAAGAAACUGAUGAUGCUGGUCCGUGAGCGGUUUGGUUGACCAUGUGUGAAUGGGGGAGGGGGAGGGGGGAGGUUUGUUUUUACUUGAGCCUGCCUUUUUAUCCUUUUUAACUUAAGAAAAAAAAUGUCAAAACACAAAAAAAGAGCCACACCGGUAUUAUGUGUAUAGUUAAAAUUGAGUUUGCAAACUAAAUUGUCAUGUUGUGAAAGUUUGUGUUUUUUUAUUUUUUUUGUUUUUUAUUUUUAUUUUUGUUCAUUUAUCUGUGUAUGAGAGAGAGAGGUUUAAGGUUUGGUUUACACUGAGUAUAUGUUGUCGAGUGGCAAAAGCCCACAUAGCUCUCCUGUUUCUGUAUUCAUUCACAGCCUCAAAGAAAAAACGCGAAUGGCUUUAAAAGAAAUUCAAAAAAUCUUGAAAAAGGAAAAUACCAAACUUUAAAAAAAUAAAAAUUAAAAAAAAUCCUUAAACCCUUCAUCCCGCGACAAGUACCUCGAAUGGAUCCAGCUUUACUCCUCCGUAUACCAUUCUUACAUUUCAACAUAACUCCACACCACAGAACCCCAAAAAUAACAAUACUUGUAGUUACAAAAAGCAAUUAAGGCUGACUUAACGUGGCUUUGCAACGCGGUUCAUCUUAAAGCAUGGCACCACAAGCAUGUGGAAACUUAGCGACUGUCAACAUACAUUCUCAGGGAUUAUCAAGAUAAAAAGAGUGAGAGCAUUUAUUGUACUGUAUAUAUAUUAUAGUAUAUGUCUGAAUAUUGAAAACAAAGUAUAACAUUAACUAAUUUAUAAAAAAAAUAUUCUAUGUAAUGCAAAAUACUUGAAGCUGCAGUAGCUUGGUUUUAAACAAAACUAAACACUUAAGAGGAAAACAUAUCAAAGUGUGAUGUGCGCCUUGCUUCAGUGUUGGCUUGGGUGGUGAUCAUAACAUGCUGGGCAUAUAUGUAGAGCCACCUUGAUUCACUGCAUGGCUGGGCUAAUUCUGGUUGGAAAAACCCAUUUCUUUCAAUUAUUUUUUUUUCGCCUUUAUUUUGUAAGUCGGUAGGAAUAUUUUACCUUUUUAAUAUGCACACCUGGCAUGUUUGUUUUUAAAGACAUUGUAUACAGCCAGAGCCGCAAGCCUUAGCAUUAAGAAUAUAAUAUGCCACAAAGUAGGGGGUUGAAGCCUCAGACCAGACAGAUCUUCCAAGAUACUCAUUCAACACAAUAACGCAUUUAAAAAAAACAAAAAUCGGUUUUCAUCCAUGACGCCUUGGCAGCAAGCUAACAAUAAGCUAACCUGUUGUGCACAAAUAACAUUAUAUAUAUUUCUGCAUAGGUAUUUUGACUUUGUGCAGGACAGAAAGUUGUGUAGGUAUGACUGUUCAAACGUUAAAUUUUUAUUUUCCUUUUAGACUUUUUAUGUUCUUCCUCUAGAUUUACUCAAAAACAAAACAGCCUUCUAUCUUGCCUUGUCUUAAUGCUUUAAAAUAACCAAACUGGAGAUCUAACUACCAAACUGUUCAUUAUAUAAUUAAAUACCAAUUUAUUGGUUACAAUAUUGUGUCUUUAAUUUUAGCUGAAUGGUCCUGUAUCCUUGUGCUUUCUAAAGCCGUUUUUAUUUUGUUUUUGGUGCAAAAGUCUAGUGUCUCGUUCCCUUCAUUAGAGAACAUGCUUUAGGUAUGUUUGUAAGUAUUUUUGUUUAGAAAAGAGAACUUUCAUGCUCUUCAUUUUAUUUAUUAUACUAGGUAAAAGGUUGUACUUCAUCACCCCAUGUAAACAUGCUCAUGAAGUUGAAAGUAAUUCAGAUUUGAUACACUGAUAUCAAUUUAUUUAUGUAACUAAAUCACUGUUUUAUAAACUUGUUAAUGAUCAAUUUUUUUGUUUUGAUUAAAAUUAGUUUUUUGAAAGUUGA